Molecule: messenger RNA, 765 nt
Organism: Anopheles marshallii
Lineage: Eukaryota; Metazoa; Arthropoda; Insecta; Diptera; Culicidae
Product: neuralized-like protein 2
Exons: 2
Coding region: 4-765 (253 amino acids)
Biological process (GO): intracellular signal transduction
Molecular function (GO): ubiquitin protein ligase activity
Source: RefSeq, a predicted model, not a curated record
AGCAUGACGGUGGUUUAUCCACGUAAAAUGUUGGCCCGAUUCCAUCCGUACCAUGGUCAGAACAUUAUACUGUUUAACGAGAACACGGUCGCGUAUCGGAAGGCCAGUUUCGGAAAUGCGCUCACCUUUAGCGAGAAACCGUUGCAACCGGGUGAAAUCUUUCUGCUAGAGAUCGAGAAAAAUGAGCGUGGCUGGAGUGGACACAUGAGAUUGGGUCUAACGCAGCUUGACAUUAAACCAGCUUCCGCACUACAGUACGCUCUUCCGGAUUUAGCGAAUCUUGGCCACAGUUGGGUCUUCCCCAUCACGCGCACGGUCGGCAACUCGAUGCUCAAAAGCAACAUCCUUGGAAAUGGUAUCAACGUGAAAACUUCGCGUGGUGUCUUUCCGCGCAGUCUGCUCAAACCAAUCUCGCAAGAUGGUGGCGCCAGUACGGACAUUCUGCCCACGGAUACAAACUCUCGCAUCGGCGUCAUCUUCGUACCGAGUGAACACGAAGCGGACAAAGCCGAAAUGCACUUUAUCAUUAAUGGUGAAGAUCAAGGACCAUGCACACAUGACAUCCCGUACACGAAAGGCGCACUGCACGUGGUAAUCGAUGUGUACGGUACGACGAAACAGGUGAAGAUCAUCCAGCUAUACGGUAUCUCAACGCUACAGGGUGCUUGCCGGGAUGCAAUACUGGCACGGGUAAAAAAAUCUGCCAUUCCCGAGCUACCGUUGCCGGAAAGUUUGAAAAACUAUUUGCUACAGUGUGGGCUGUAA